Molecule: messenger RNA, 1643 nt
Organism: Impatiens glandulifera
Lineage: Eukaryota; Viridiplantae; Streptophyta; Magnoliopsida; Ericales; Balsaminaceae
Product: protein VAPYRIN-like
Exons: 1
Coding region: 63-1643 (526 amino acids)
Cellular component (GO): nucleus; cytoplasm
Molecular function (GO): protein binding
Source: RefSeq, a predicted model, not a curated record
CCCUCUCUAUAUACCCUUUUACGUCACCCAAUUUCACCAAACAUUCACUUCUCUCCUCAAUUAUGGACAGACUCAUAACCUUGGAGCCGUCGAACAUGGCGGUCAUCAGAAUCGAACCGGCUCAAAAAUGCUCCGGCGAGCUAACCUUACGCAACGUCAUGUACACUAUGCCGGUCGCUUUCCGUCUUCAGCCAGUUAACAAAACUCGAUACUCUGUUCGUCCUCAAUCGGGAAUAAUCGCGCCGUUAGCAACUCUAACAGUUGAAAUCACUUACAAUCUUUCCCCAAACGCGGCGCUACCGGACUCCUACCCGCGGUGCGACGACGUUUUCCAGCUCCAUAGCGUCGUCGCACCCGGCGCCGCUUUCAAAGACCCAUCUUUAGACUCUGUUCCUAUGGAUUGGUUCACUACUAGGAAGAAACAAGUUUUUAUUGAUAGCUGUAUUCGGGUCGGGUUUGUUGGGUCGGUUGUUUUGUCACGAUUGGUCGCGGACGGGUCAAUGGAAGGCGUUAGGGAAGCUCUUGAGAUGAGUGACCCGAGUUGGUUCCCGUCCGACUCAGUUGACUCGGACGGGAACACUCUCCUUCACCUAGCUAUUUCUCAAAGCCGACCCGAUUUGGUUCAGUUGAUUCUCGAAUUCGGGUCGAACCCGAAUUCCCGUAGUCGGGCGGGUUUGAGUCCGCUCGAGGCCGCGGCGACAUUCGGCGAGGGAUUGAUCGCGGAACUAUUGUUGGCUAAAAAAGCUAGCACAGAACCGUCGGGAUCGUCCGGGUGGGGCCCAAUCCAUUUAGCGGCUGCCGCAGGACAUACUGAUGUCCUGCGACUCCUUCUCGUUAAAGGAGCCGUUGUCGACGCAGUCACGAACGAAUAUUCCACCGCCCUCCACCUGGCAGUGUCAGGGCGGCGGCGUGACUGUGUAAGACUACUUCUCGCGAACGGAGCGAGAACUGAUAUACGUAACUCCGGAGACGGCGACACCGCUUUACAUAUAGCGGCUGUCUCCGGAGACGAGCACAUCGUGAAGAUGCUUCUUCACAAAUUCGCGAACAAGGACGUGAGGAAUAGGAAAGGGAAGACGGCGUACGAUGUGGCGGCGGAGAACGGACACAACAAAUUAUUCGAUUGUUUACGUUUAGGAGACAAUUUAUGUACGACUGCACGUAAAGGAGACGUGAGAGCAAUUCACAAGCUAUUAGAAAACGGGGCUUCGAUUAAUGGAAAAGAUCAGAACGGAUGGACGGCUCUUCAUAGAGCGGCGUUUAAGGGUAGGAUUGAGGCGGCUCGUGUGUUGAUUGAGAAAGGAAUUGAGUUAAAUGCGCGCGAUGAGGAAGGGUAUACGGCUCUUCAUUGCGCGACGGAAGCAGGGCAAGUGGAGUUAGUUGAAUUGUUGAUUAAAAAAGGGGCUGAUAUUGAUGCGGCGACUAAGGCAGGCACGACCGCUCUACAAAUCGCAGAGUCUUUACAUUACAAGGGAAUCUCGAGAUUGCUUUUGAAUGGCGAUGCGGUUAAUAAAGGGUAUUCUGGGAAAUUGAAAGGAGAUAGAGAGAUUAAUGUGGGGAAGAUGAUGAUACGCCGGAGUAAGGGGAAUCGCAGAAGAAGCUUUGAUCGCUCUUCAGCGGCUGCGUUGGAGGUUUUUCAGUGA